UCAUUUUUUUGACAGGAAACCAGCAGCAGCUCGAGCAGCCUGCUAGCUUCCUGUCACUCCCCAGUCAGACAUCUUCUAGUCAAACAAGAUAAAAAGCAAUGCAGACUUCCUGUUACAUCUUGGGUGUACGCAUGUACAGUAUAUAACAAUCAUGAGGCUGUGGUUACUUUUGAGCAAGAGUGGCUGGUGACUUUCUGACUUUCUCACGAUUAUUCAUCUGGAUUAGAUUUGGGAACAGACAACUUGACAGAGUUAACAUUUUGAAAACUGGCUACUGUUUCUGAGUACGCAUACUAAUGGAUGACCCUCUGAUGAAAACUUCACGACCACUUUGAAGAAGCAAGAGAGUUUUCAACAAAGUGUUUUGUUGAAAAGUUCUGCAUAAUUCUGACACCUAGCCAGUGGAAAUUUCCGGAUUUUCUAAGAAGGCAUGGCUCACAUUAUCUCAGUCCUUUCAAUCAUCUUCAUCAUCCUUCUCGUUCUGCUCAUUUUGUUGUAUAAGAAGUUAAAUAGGGAUACACAUGGAGAAUAUACCAUCAGACGCAUAGUGUAUAAAGAAGGAGGGGUCAGGGACCAGGUUAGAGGUGUGGCAUUUGCUCUGGAGACACGUCUUGGAGUCCAGCUGUGGCCUCGAGGUGAUUCUGACGAAGUUGGAGAAGAAAUGCAGGAAGUCCACGAUGAGGAGAGAGAUGUGGACGGGGGCUCCAUUCAGGGAAGUGGUAGCGAAGGAGAUGACAAGGAAGAGGAGGAAGAUGAGAGAACCGGAGAAGGGGAUGACACUUCAAACGAUAACUCAAGUGUGGAGAGCUCUGAGACAGGAGAACAUGCUAGGCUAAUGGAUCAAGACAAGGGGAAAGGAGAGUUGGGGGAGAAAAGGGAGAAUGAGGAGAGGGAUGGGGACAGGGAGGGUAAAGGUGAAGCAAGUGGAGGGGCUGGGUUGCUGAUAGAUUUAAAGCAAUUCUCCGGAAGUGCUACCUGGUCUGAAGGAGGAAUCUGCAGAGAUGGUGAUGUGACUGCGCUGUGAGAAAAGGUUACCAAAACAGGAACUACAAAACAGGCUUUGGGUAAAGUUUAACUAGUGGGGUUGAGACAGGAUGUUACAUACACCAAGGUCCUUAGUUCAAUGAUCUGCUGUCCCACUUUACUUUUUGUGUGGGUCAAAGAGAGUUCAAGGCUUCAGAAAAUACUGGACCUAUUGUGGCUAAUUCAAAUUAACAAGAAGUUUCAAAAAGGUUUAUGUAGACUCUGAGGACAUCCACAACAAUAGCUAAACUGUUUGUCUUGGUUCACCUUUGUUUGAGGCAUCUGGAUUAGAUGAUUAUUGAUGAAUUUAUGUGUUGUAAAUGAUUAGGUGGGAUUGAUAAUGAUUGUAUUGGAUUAGAUUUAAAUGUGUAAACUUUUUAAACUUUCUAUUUUUACUUGUUGCAUAUCAUGUUCUUGAUAUUGUUGACUGGGGUUUUCCCUUAUUUUUUGUAAUAAACAUGAAAAAAAACAGAAAAAAUAAAA
Cheilinus undulatus (humphead wrasse) is the source of this 1506-nucleotide messenger RNA. RefSeq names its product acidic leucine-rich nuclear phosphoprotein 32-related protein 2. Bases 431 to 1024 code for a protein of 197 amino acids. NCBI's taxonomy places the organism in Eukaryota, Metazoa, Chordata, Actinopteri, Labriformes, Labridae. The record is from RefSeq and is a predicted model, not a curated record. The transcript has 3 exons.